This is a messenger RNA of Dicentrarchus labrax (European seabass), 4736 nucleotides long. RefSeq lists its product as uncharacterized. The coding region runs from base 3315 to 4148 and encodes 277 amino acids. Gene Ontology annotation, molecular function: RNA binding. The transcript has a single exon. The record is from RefSeq and is a predicted model, not a curated record. Gene Ontology annotation, biological process: tRNA 5'-leader removal. NCBI's taxonomy places the organism in Eukaryota, Metazoa, Chordata, Actinopteri, Moronidae. Gene Ontology annotation, cellular component: ribonuclease MRP complex.
CUCUGUCCCCCCACCGGGGCCGGCUGUGAGUUUGUGGGGCAGAACCAAGCCACGGGCAUGCUCCACACGGAGCGAAAUGACAGCCUCCAGGCCACCAUUGGUUGAUGACCGUGAAAACACUUGCGGUUAACGUAAAGUGAGCGACCGGCUGUCACAGUGAGGCACCGCGCUUAUGUGCAGCCCUGACAACAGCACAACAAGCCCCUCUACAACUAGACUGCAGUGCUGCAACAAACAACAAAGGGACAGCCCCACAAUUCAUAACCACUUCAGACAUCUGAAGUAUAUAGCAAAGAGGGAGAGGAGCAAGACACAAGCACUACUAUUUGUCACAGUGUUUGGGAAUAAAUGGUUUUUCUUUACUUGAAAACUGGUGGGCAGGAGUGAAAGCUGAGGGUGGUUGUUGAACGAAGACAGGGAAGUGAGCGUGCAGGACAGAAUGCCUAGACUGUCACAGAUGCCAGCCAAGGUCAGAUAAAGUGAGGAGUAAGUGCUUAGAGAGCUACAGGAGCAGAGGCCAGCUCUGUGGAGGAGGUGUGAAGGAGUGAGUGACCAAGCGUGAGCGCCGCCGCCUCUACCCAUCAUUAAAUGAAGCCACUUAAAGGAAAAAAACUGCUCGCUCAAAAAGGUCAAUACACAGCACUUCUGCAAAACCCUGAUGGUAUUAUUUAGCCAUCUGAACAACAGUUUUGUCUUUGAUGGAGACACAAAAAGUUGUGAAUAUGUGUUUUGCUUUGCUCGGAACCCUGCAUUUUACUCAGAAGCUGAAUUGCUUAAUUUAUCACAUUCCCAACAGCAAACAGGUUUCUAAAGUUAAACUGAGAAGCAAUACAUUAUGUACCAACACUAUGUAGUAAGGAGGGAUGAUUACGGAUGCUUUUAUCAUCAGUUUUAACCUCUCUGUGGUUAAAUCAGACUUCUUUUACCCCCUGCCCUCUUGCAUUGCUUUCUUGCCUCCUCUUGCUCUAACUCUGAACACACACAUAUGCGUGCACACACACAAACACAGUUUAUUAUGCAGUAACAUUACCAGAUCCCCUUAGGCAGCUGUGCAUCUCUGUAUGACUGAUGAGGGUAAUUUCUCCCAAACAACAGAAUGAUCACUUUGGUGGUGAGAGCCACAGACUCUCCCUCCUCCCCUGUCUUCUCUCUCUCCCGGUUUUCUUUUUAGCUUACAAGAAAGGCAAGAAAAAGAAAGAUAUUUGUUACUACGUCUCCUGCAGUGACUGGAAUGGUUCCAGUAGAGAUAAAUAGCUCUCCCACCUCGUGCAUACGAACUAAAAAAUAAAAAAAAGUUAAUCACUCCAUGGAUCCAAAUCAAUCCAUUGAUUCUUCGAUGCCGAUUGCCAUUAAAACUCUGCUAAUAAAAGACAUUCAAAUCCAGUUCCCACUUUCCCAGUUGGAGCUGGAAGUGCAGGGGCUUUUCCUUAUUUUUUCUUUGAUUACCAUAGGGAUCCAAUAUAAUACACAUGCCACUGUGAAUUAGCCUCACACUAAGGACUGGCCUGAGCCACGGUGAGUUUAUACUGUCUGUGUACUAUUGUGCACCGUGGGAUGUACUGAGAAGAGAGUAGUUAGGACUUAUCUGCCUCUCUCUCUUGGCCUCAUAGGUUCAGCCUCAGUGGGUUGUCUUUACCUAUUCUCCCAUCUGUCAGUCACACACAAAAACAAAUCCACCUGUCGGCCGGGAGACUGGGCUGAACAGGACGAUGCUACAGCUGUCUGGGCCUGACUCGGUGCAGAAGAGAGCGAGCCAGCGCCCUCCACUGGUGAUGGAAAGCCCAUUAAGAUGCUCAUUACCCCACCUGUCAGCCCCAUCUCCUCACCUGCACAGAUACGGCCGACUAAUGAAGACAGUCACUAUUAAUACAGCACCUUGAACAUAGAAGUCAUGCCUCUAUGCUUUUUGUGGUCCUUGUGUCCUUGAUCACAAGGGCUCUCCAGCCUUGUAACAAUAUAACAAUCCAAGCGUUAAGAGACAGGCAUUCUUACCGCGCCACUUGAUUGCCUCAACAAUGAAGCUAUUAAUGCUGCAUUAUGUAAAUGGUAAUGGUCACAAACAUCUAAUAGGAUAAAGGCUAAGUACAGUGCAAUUUAAUGCUGCUGACUUUCAGUGGCUCUUUGAAGGAUGUUUUCAAUUAUAACAGAGCUAAUUUAAUUCAUUGUUUCGGAGCUGAAAAUGCAUUUUUAAAGGUUGACUGAGUCUCUAUUUCAGAACUCAGGUUUAAUCAGUCAUGUACAUUGAACACUGGAACGUCCUCUAAAGAGAUUGACAAAGUUGCCGGGGAUCUGCGUUCUAGGUUUUAAAGGGACACUCUAGCCCUGCCCUUCUCUUUUUCCUCAGAUGGCAGGCUUCAGUUGUGGAGGGGAGGGUGUUCAUCUAAAAGAUGAAAAGACCUGCGCCUUUAAGAGGGCUGUCUCCCCUUUCCCUCAUGCUCUCCCUCAACCACACAGACACUCCUCCUGUGAGCAUUUGUGAGGCAGCUCCUGUCCCUUAUGUCUCUUUGUGGGGAACAGAAUAGACUUCCCAGAGCAUCACUGGAGACAAGACAGAGCUCUGGGGAGAAGACCCCAGGUGCAGACCUCCAUGCAACCCUGGCCUCAACUACUGUGGAUGCCUAGAUGAGCACAGGGAGAGGAGACGCAGACCCACUCAAGCUGGAGUAAAACAUCCAGAGUUCCAAUACAGGAGGUGGAGCAGCAGGACAACCCAAGAGGUCAAUUUUGAGUUGAAGCAGCAUGAUCAGCAGAUCAAAAUCAACAACGCUGGACUGGAUCGCUGAGAAAAAGGUGGAGUCUUAAUAUGAGCUUUUAGUUUUCGUUUAGAAAAGUUUGGCUAAAGAAGAAUCAACAAAGUCCUCUAUAUCUUUUGCAGCAAUUAAGGAUAAAAGUACCAUAUGAAAUAUAUACAAACGAAGAAAAGAGGAUAAUUCAGCUUAAUUUUUUUUCCUAAUUAUUAUUAUUAUUAUUAUUAUUAUCCAUCUCCAGAGCACUUUCCAAACAGUCAUUUGUGGUAUGAAAUUGAGAUGCUCUUUAAAGAACAUCUUGAAUGGUCCCGACAGUGCUCUUAAUUCACCAGCCAGGCGUUUAUCUUAUUUCUCCAGCUCUUUCGGAGAGGGAGCAUUAAAGACUUCAUUGAUAUUGCUCUUGGGGAGCGGGUAAUAUUUCUUAUAUGAAGUCUUGAAACUUUACAGCUGUUGACUGGAGGGAGAGAAAAGUGCCACAUACAUAGGAAAAUUAUGUUGAGCUGUUUUCCAUGUGGGGAAAGUGUGUGUCUGGACUGACAUUGCAGUGCAGCAUUCAGGACAGAAGAAAUGUUCACAGGGUGUGGAGUGGUCAGCGGCCAGAAUCAGUACCUUACCAGAGCCGCUGUCAGGCCCCACCCAGGACUAGAGGUGAACAGACCGAUACAAAUGGAGAAUGGGGUAACCCCAGGGACCUGCUCUGUCUACCAAGAUCAAACUUACAGCAAUGUUGGCCAGCCAGUAGUGGUGAACAAUGUUUCCAGCCCGCUGAAGCCAACGCCGCUACCAGUCCCUCCCCCUGCACUCAAACUAGGGCAGGAAGGGUUCAAGAAAGUCUGCCGAACUGAGGAGGUCAGCCCCUGUCCCUUUCCAGGACUGGCCUCUGGAGUGCUGGAGAUGCGCGUGAAGGAGGGAAGUAAGAUCCGCAACUUAAUGGGAUUUGCCAUGGCACGGAUGCAGGGAGAGAAGGGUGUAAGUGGGGGAGGUGUGAGUGGCGGGCUCAGGCAGGUGGUCUUCACUGGGUCAGGCCGUGCAGUCACAAAGACCAUCACCUGUGCUGAAAUCAUGAAACGAAAAGUGGGCUCUCUGCACCAGCUGACCAAACUGCAGUACAAGGUGGUGAAAGAGGUGUGGGAGAAUACUGAAGGGGGGACAUCUGAGAUGACGGUGCACAGGACUGUGCCCUCCAUCAGCAUCCUUCUUUCCAAAGACCCACUAGAUCCCCAGGAACCAGGCUAUCAGCCUCCAGAGAUUCUCAGUGCAUUGUGGGAGGAGAGAGAGGGUCUUGAAUCUUCCUCGCAGACAGCAUGCAAGAGACCUCUUGGACCUUUGCCAUACAGCAGUUUCCCUCACUGUAAGAGAGUGUGUUUGGGAGAGGGAGUCUCAGUUCACCCUCCUCACUGACUGGCUGAACCGGUGUCGAACAGUGGAGAGGAUUGAAUCAGAGGAGUUCAUUUGGCGCUGCCCUCCACUCAAGCACAAUGCUGAGACAAUCAGAACAUUCACUCAGACAGAACAGUGCUUUCUCAGAAGAACUGAGUACCAAUUCCAGCCUCCAGAGGUCAGUUUGACUGCUUGCCUCUGUACAUACAGCAUUUAAGGGAUGUGUUUCUCGGCACGUCCAACAUGGUCUCUCACAUCCACAAAACUGUGACGAUGUGUGCUGUCGUGUUAUAAAAUCUUUACCAGAUUCACAUCCCAUUUCACACUGAGAAAGAAAAAGCCAUGAAGAGCACAGGUUCCAGAUUCCUGCUUGCAGUAAACUAGCUCCAGCCUGUGGACAAAAUUAUUUAUUUGCAUCAUGUUACAAUCAUCUCUAUUCCUCCAUGUUCUUAAGUGUAGCCUUUAAUAAUACACAACGUAAGAACAAAAAAUAAAAACAGCUUAAAGCCAUUGAUGGUAUGACAAAUGCAAAACAUACCAAUUUUAUUUGUCUGAUUAUUAACUCUCAUGAAAACAAAAUUAAAUAAAUUGUUUUUUUCCCCAAUCGAA